Molecule: messenger RNA, 2161 nt
Organism: Bactrocera dorsalis (oriental fruit fly)
Lineage: Eukaryota; Metazoa; Arthropoda; Insecta; Diptera; Tephritidae
Gene: snRNP-U1-70K
Product: U1 small nuclear ribonucleoprotein 70 kDa
Exons: 2
Coding region: 219-1523 (434 amino acids)
Biological process (GO): mRNA splicing, via spliceosome
Cellular component (GO): precatalytic spliceosome; U2-type prespliceosome; U1 snRNP
Molecular function (GO): mRNA binding; U1 snRNA binding
Source: RefSeq, a predicted model, not a curated record
CAAGCUUUCAUUUGUACGCCAUUUGUUAAAUUUUCUGCACCAGCGAAAAAAAUCUGAUGCAGUUUUUUAAAUUAUAUGAAAAUAAGAUUAAUUGAUAGUGCAAUUAUUAUAUUGUUGCCGCAAGAGGUUGCAACUGUGUUUUUAAUAUUGUUGCAUGGAAGUUUAAGGUUUGUAUUAGUGGACUCUUCGUUGGACUACGAAACAAGGUAAUAGACAAAAUGACACAGUAUCUGCCGCCGAAUCUUUUGGCACUAUUUGCCGCACGUGAUCCAAUACCAUAUAUGCCGCCGGUGGAUAAGUUACCACAUGAAAAGAAGUCGCGUGGCUAUCUUGGUAUUGGUGGUUUUCUUAGUGAGUUCGAAGAUCCAAAAGAUACCCCGCCUGCAAAGCGUGUCGAAACUCGCCAAGAGCGAUUGGAUCGUCGGCGUCGAGAAAAAGCUGAACAAGUUGCAUAUAAAUUGGAACGAGAAAUCGCUCUUUGGGAUCCUCAAGAAAUAAAAAACUCGACAGAAGAUCCGUUCCGUACAUUGUUCAUUGCACGUAUAAACUAUGACACAUCCGAAUCGAAAUUGAGACGUGAAUUUGAGAUAUACGGACCUAUAAAGAAAAUUGUUAUGAUAUCAGACCAGGAAUCGGGUAAGCCCAAAGGUUACGCAUUCAUCGAAUAUGAACAUGAAAGAGAUAUGCAUGCUGCUUAUAAACAUGCUGAUGGUAAGAAAAUCGAUGGUAAACGUGUAUUAGUUGAUGUUGAGCGAGCACGCACUGUAAAAGGAUGGCUACCACGACGCUUGGGUGGUGGUUUAGGAGGAACACGACGAGGUGGUAAUGAUGUUAAUAUAAAACAUUCUGGUAGGGAAGACAAUGAAAGAGAACGAGAGCGUUACCGUCUAGAACGGGAACGUGAGGAUCGGGAAAGUGCACGACUUGUCGAGCGUAAUCGUUUCGGAGCAGGCGACGCAGUAAGACGACGCUCACGAUCUCGUGAAAGACUCCGAGAACGUGAAAGGGAGCGUUCAAGACGUUCGCGAAGCAAAUCACGUGAGCGUAGAAGACGACGUGCUGGUAGUCGUGAACGUGAAUAUGACGAAUUUGAGAAACGUGAUAGGCGUGAAAAAGAACGAGAACGCGAUCGUGAGCGGGAGCGCGACAGGGAUAAAAAGAAGAGACGAUCAAAAUCAAGGGAGCGAGAUUCAUCUAGGGAGAGACGUGAUAAGAAACGUGAACGUGAUCGUCGUGACAAGGAGCGUGAUCGUGGAGAUCGUGAUGUCAAAGAACGUAAACCUGAUUUCCGUGAUAUCGACAUCAAAAUCAAGGAAGAACCAAUAGACGACGGUUAUCCAACUUAUCCCAUGAAUUCUUAUCAAACAACUGGUAUAAAACGAGAAAGUGAUGACGACGAGCAUGAAGAAAAAUUCCGGCCACCACAAGAUAUGUUUAGCGUGCCACCUCCCCCUUUAACUGGACGCGGUGUUGGCGAGAAUGGACAGAAUCCCAAUGAUGGUCAACAAUCAUGGUGGCGUUGAGGUUAAACUGUAUAUUACAAACUGGAUAGUAUACUUUUUGUUCCACUUUCAAUAUUUGAACACAACUCUUUCGAUUUAGCGUUUGAAUUUCAUACUUUUUUCAUGAUUUUCGAAAUAAUUUUUAAAUAUUAAUUAUGAAACAAAUUGUUUGCACUAACAAAACAAGAUAAACUCAGAUUUAAAUUUUACAUAGUACAAACGCCUAAGUCGUAAUAGUUUAAAAAUAACAGAGCAAACAAUAUUUGAAAUUCCAAUAUACACCAUAGCAAGUUUUUCUUCAUCGCUGUGUUGAGAUGAAAUUAUUAUUAACCAAUUAUGUAUAAACUAUUUAAACAUUUUUAGUCAAAAACUUUUGAGAUUUUAAUUAAUUCACGCGAUUAAUAAUACUUAAUUUUUUAAUAGACUCCGAUUCAUAAUUUCCAUUAAGUGAUAUCUUGGGAUGUUAAAAUUUAAAUAAAUAUCCCUACAAUGUGCAAAAAAUUACAAGCAUACUGAUAUAUUUGGAUUUAAAAUUUUGUUUGCUGCUCUAAAUGUAAUUAUUUAUAUUAAUAUGUAACUUAAACAUAUAAAACAAAAUAAUCGCAACCCUAAUGUAAGGAAGAACAACCAAAAUGCAAAGAGUAAGUAAAAAAAUUGGA